This is a messenger RNA of Notothenia coriiceps (black rockcod), 996 nucleotides long. Its product is annotated as clathrin heavy chain linker domain-containing protein 1-like. The coding region runs from base 153 to 758 and encodes 201 amino acids. NCBI's taxonomy places the organism in Eukaryota, Metazoa, Chordata, Actinopteri, Perciformes, Nototheniidae. The transcript has 3 exons. The record is from RefSeq and is a predicted model, not a curated record.
CUGCGGGCCGAAAUUAAAUCCACCAAGGGCCUGAUUUGGCCCCCUGGCCUUGAGUUUGACACGUGUGCUUUAAAGCCACUAGACCUGUUUUUCUCUUACUCACCGCCAAUUAACAACAUUCUCUCCAUCUUAAUGCUCAUACAUGUUUGUCCAUGUUUAAAACCCCCGUCUGUCUCCCAGGUGUGAACGGGCCCCCGGGGUCCCCCCCCCCUCUCCUCCUCUUCCUCCAGGCCCUCCUGAUGACGACCUCGCCCGGCCAAUGGCUGCCGGCUGCUCUCUCCCUGCAGCUCGUCCUCUGCGCCCUGCAGCACGGCAACACGCAGCUCGUCACCCACAGCAUCAACAACAACAGACUGACUUUCUCUGAGGAUCUGGGCGACGUCCUGACUGAGCACGCUAAGAAGAACCCAGGCGUGGCCAAUGUUUGUCUGGCGUUGGCGACUGAUGUCUACACCGCCUGCAGACUGCACAGGAAGACCGCACUGAGCAUGUGCAGCAGAGGCCUGAUCAACAGCGCCGCAGACUUCAUGAACCACUGCGAGGACCUCACAGCAGAGGACUGUUUGUGGGUUCUGAAUCUCUCGCCCAGCCUCGUCCUCCUCGAGCUGUUGACGGCGCCUCAGCAGGGUCGGGCGGCCAUCUUGUCGCUGGGCGUGUCCUGUUCUUCUCUGCUGGACGACCCUCAGCGGCAGCAGCUCGCUCUGCAGCUCCUGGACAGCUGUGUAAGCAGAGGACAAGGUGAACUAACACCACUCUGACUGCAGGUUCACUCUGAAAGCUGCUUCUGUUCUGUGCCAUGUCAGCUACGUGAUGCCACUGGGCCCAAAGAGUUUCCUAUCUUUUUCUGUCUCUCACCUGUCUGUCUCUCACCUGUCCGUCUCUCACCUCUCUCAAUCUCUACCUGUCUGUCUCUCACCUGUCUCAAUCUCUACCUGUCUGUCUCUCAGGACUAAUGGUGUGUCCUCCUGGUUGUUGUCUCUCGCCUGUCUGUCUCUA